AUGUGGUUCCGCCACCCUGAUUGCAAACCAACUGCCAUAUCUGCUUGGUCUUCUCCUAUCAGUAAUACAGAGAAUCCUCCUCUAUUCCAAAAAAUGGAAAAAUGUAUACCAGUUUUCAGGAAAUGGAAUAAAGAGGUCUUUGGACAUGUACAGACCAAAAUCAAGAAACUAGAAGAGGAAUUGGUCUUGAUUCAAAGUGGUCCUAUCACUAAUGACAACCAAGUAAAGGAACAUGAUCUCUCAGCUACCCUUAACGAGGAAUUGAAAAGGGAAGAGGAACUAUGGCGCCAAAAGUCAAGGAAUCAAUGGCUACAACAAGGAGACAGGAAUACAAGUUUCUUCCAUUUAUCUACCAUCCAGCGACGAGGAAGCAACCGAAUUCUUCGAUUAAAGACAGAGAAUGAUGCUUGGACCCAAUCAGAUGAUGAAAUUUAUCAGGUUAUAAAUGAGUAUUACACUCAAAUCUUUCAUUCUGAAGGGGUUGAUCAAGAUGCCUUAUCUUUUGUUCUGAAUACCAUUCAGCCUAAGGUAACAGAAGAAAUGAAUGUUCGGUUGUGUGCUGUCCCUACUAUGGAGGAAGUUGCAUUGGCACUUAAGGCGAUGGGCCCCCUCAAAGCUCCUGGUCCAGAUGGUCUGCCACCUGCUUUCUUUCAAAGGUUCUGGGAUUUUACCAAGGAAGAUGUGUACUCAUUCGCUUGUAAUUUCUUUCAUACUGGAUCACUUCCUUUACAUUGCAAUGAUACUCUUCUAUGCCUUAUUCCUAAAUGUACUAAUCCUGAGACUGCAGAUCAGUAUAGACCCAUUAGUCUAUGUGCGGUGGUGGUCAAGAUAGUCACAAAGAUUAUGGCAUCCAGGCUAAAAGAUGUUAUGGAAAUUUUAGUCUCAACCGCCCAAUCAGCUUUUAUACCAGGGCGUUCUAUCUCAGACAACAUCUACACUGCACAUGAAGUUUUUAAUUAUAUCAAUAAAAAAAAGAAAGGCAAGCAGAUGUUUCUUGCCUUGAAGCUGGACAUGAAGAAGGCGUAUGACAGGGUGGAAUGGGAGUUUCUUGAAAAGGUUCUCCUCCAAUAUGGCUUUUCCUCUCAUUGGGUUACUAUGGUUAUGUCUUGUCUACGUACGGUCACCUAUAAGCUCUUGAUUAAUGGGGCAGUGCGAGGAACAAUUAUUCCAACUAGACGUAUUCGCCAGGGAGAUCCUCUCUCCCCAGCACUCUUCAUCUUAUGCUCUCAAGCUCUCAGCAGUGUGAUCUCUUUGUCUCAAAGAUCUGGUCUUCUAAGAGGUAUUCGAGUCCGCAAUCGGUCAGUUCCAAUAACACAUCUACUUUUUGCUGAUGAUUGUUUACUUUUCUCUCAAAUGAAAUUGGAUGAGGUUUGCCAUUUGAAACAAUGCCUAGAGACCUACUGUAAGGCAAGUGGCCAAGCAAUUAACUUGAAAAAGUCAUCUCUCUCAUUCAGCCCAAAUGUACAUGUACACUUUAGGCGUUGGUUCUCUCGAAUACUGAAAAUCCCUUUUGGGAAGGGCCCUAAUAAAUACUUAGGCUUACCAACCUCUUUUGGUUUGUCUAAAUCCGCCCUUUUUCAAGAUAUUAUUGAAAAAUCUAACCAAUGCCUCAGUGGUUGGAAGACCCGUCUCCUCUCACAUGCAGGAAAGGAAGUGAUGCUUAAAUCAGUAGCAUUCUCUCUUGCUAACUAUGCAGCUUCACAUUUUAAGCUACCGAUCACCCAUCACAACCACCUUAAAAAGGCAGCUACUAAAUUUUAUUGGGGUGAUGGUUCUGAUAAGAACAAGAUUCAUUGGAUUUCGUGGCUUCGAUUGUGUCACUCCAAAGAGAGAGGAGGAUUGGGUUUUCGUGAUCCCACACUUCACAACAAAGCUUUAUUAGUGAAAGUGGCAUGGAGGCUUUGGUAUGAACCUGAUACAGCAUGGGCGAAAUUCAUGAAGUCAAUUUACUUUCCAAAUUGUGAGUUCUUGAAUGCAAAGUUGGGUACUAACCCAUCUUGGGCUUGGAGGAGCAUAGUGGUGGGCAGAGAGGUUUUAAGAUCCGGUUUAAUAUGGCGGAUUGGUACGGGAGAGAACAUACAUAUCUGGAAGGAUAAUUGGUUACCCUCUUUGCCAGGUUAUAAAUUACAUCAUCCGCCAUUAGAGGACUGCCCCUUUACUCAUGUUUCUGAGUUCAUUGAUCCUCAAAGCCGCUGCUGGAAUAGGACACUGAUCGACAGGUAUAUACAUCAUUCUGAAAGACCCGCUAUUUACCAAAUCCAAAUAAGCUUAUUUGAGACUCAGGACAAACAGGUUUGGGGACCAACAAAACAAGGUCUUUUCACAGUGAAGAGUGCAUAUCAUUUUCUCUGUAACAUGUGGACAGAGAAGAAGUUGGAGCGGCCAUCCUCAUCAACCAGUCAUCGAUGGCGGGAGGUUCCAACAGAUGUUUGGAAGGCCAUUUGGAGUUGCAACACCUUACCAAAGGUUAAGAAUUUUCUAUGGAGAGCUUGUGCAAAUGGCCUAGCUUCAGCCUCGGCCUUGACCCACAGACAUAUACAUGUGGAUCCGAUUUGCCAUAGAUGUGGGGAGGUGUCAGAAUCGAUAUCACAUAUAAUCCUCUAUUGCCCUUUUGCACGGGCGGUCUGGCAUGGUAGCAGCGUAACAUAUGUGGUUCCAGCAGAUAACAAUGAUCCUCUUUACAAAUGGAUUCAAGGUUGGGCAGCACUCAAGUCAUAUGGAAAGAAGGUUGCAAGAGAGGUGGUCUCACAAUGUACUUUCAUUGCAUGGCAUAUUUGGAAGGCUCGAAAUGACUACAUUUUUGCAACGAAGGUCUGGUCACCAAUGGAGGUCGUUGCUGCCGCACAUAGGGCUUGGUCUGAAUAUAUUUCAACCCCCAAAGACCAGCAAGAACUUCACAUAUCUCCACCUGUCUUGAGGGCUUCGGUCUUGGCAUCCCCACCACCAAAUUUCCACAGGUUACGCUGUGAUGCUUCUCUCAAUCUUUCCGGAGAGCGAGGAGGUAUUGGAUUUCUCUUAUGCGACUGGCUGGGACAUCCUAAGGUGGCCGUUUCGAACCCUGUUAAAUUCUCCACUAUUCUGGUUGGUGAAGCUAUUGCAAUCAGGGAAGGUCUUAUGGAGGCAAUCUCGGAAGGAGUUCACAAAUUGCAUGUGGAGAGCGACAAUCAACAGCUGAUUUCUUAUUUGCAGGACUUUUCUCAAAGCCCAGAUAUUGCAGUAUGGCCAAUUAUUGAGGAUAUUGGCUACCUCUGCUCUUUCUUUGAUGAUUGUCUUUUUUUUGGUAUUCCAAGGGAGGUUAACGUUAUAGCCGAUACCCUUGCUAGGAGGGCCCAGUCCGUUACGGAUAGGACUGUUUGGCCUAUUUUCGAUCCUUGUUUGUCUACGCCUGUGGUUCUAGACAACUUGAGUGUAAUCCGUUCUUCUCAAUAG
Molecule: messenger RNA, 3429 nt
Organism: Macadamia integrifolia
Lineage: Eukaryota; Viridiplantae; Streptophyta; Magnoliopsida; Proteales; Proteaceae
Exons: 1
Coding region: 1-3429 (1142 amino acids)
Molecular function (GO): nucleic acid binding; RNA-DNA hybrid ribonuclease activity
Source: RefSeq, a predicted model, not a curated record